Messenger RNA from Budorcas taxicolor (takin), 2124 nucleotides. It is a transcript of the gene PRDM13, whose product is annotated as PR/SET domain 13. Bases 1 to 2124 code for a protein of 707 amino acids. The record is from RefSeq and is a predicted model, not a curated record. Gene Ontology annotation, cellular component: nucleus. Lineage: Eukaryota; Metazoa; Chordata; Mammalia; Artiodactyla; Bovidae. Gene Ontology annotation, molecular function: protein binding. The transcript has 4 exons.
AUGCACGGAGCCGCUCGCGCUCCGGCCACCAGUGUGAGUGCCGACUGCUGCAUCCCAGCCGGCCUGCGCCUCGGGCCGGUGCCUGGAACCUUCAAGCUGGGCAAGUACCUGUCAGACCGCAGGGAACCCGGGCCCAAGAAAAAGGUGCGCAUGGUGAGAGGGGAGCUGGUGGACGAGUCGGGGGGCUCCCCCCUGGAGUGGAUAGGGUUAAUCCGGGCAGCCAGGAACCCCCAGGAACAGACUCUGGAAGCUAUUGCAGACUUACCCGGAGGACAGAUCUUCUAUCGAGCAUUGCGAGACGUCCAGCCAGGGGAGGAGCUGACCGUGUGGUAUUCCAACUCCUUGGCGCAGUGGUUCGACAUACCCAUCAUUGCAACUCCAACGCACGACGAGAAAGGGGAGGAGCGCUACAUUUGCUGGUACUGCUGGAGGACGUUUAGAUAUCCCAACAGCCUUAAAGCACAUCUACGUUUCCACUGCGUGCUCAGCAGCGGCGGGGGCCGCGCCUACCUGCACCACGAGCAAGCGGCUCGCCAAGCCGCUGCCCCGGCCGCGGAUGGCCUUCGCCUUUCCCCGAAACCCCCGGCGUCAGAUUUCGCUGCGGCCGCCCCGGCGACCACUCUUCGACCGCACCCGCAGGUCCCACCGGCCCCUCAGGCUUGCGGAGCGCGGGAGAGCAUCAAGCGCGAGGCCUCCUCCGCGCCCUCCGCCACGCCACCUACCCCGGCCAAGUGGGGGCCGUCCAAGAAGGGAAAAGAGCAGCCGGACCGCGCUCUGGACAUGAGUGGUCCCGCCCGAGGACAUGGCCACUUCCUUGGCAUCGUGGGCGGUUCCCCAGCGGGGGGCGGCCUCGCUUUCUACCCAGGCGUGCGCUCGGCUUUCAAGCCUGCUGGCUUGGCCAGGGCAGCCGCCGCCACGCACGGCGACCCCUACCGGGACGAGGGCGGCGGCAAACCCGGGGCCGGCCUGGCUUUAAGCAGGCUGCUGGGCGGGGGACGGGCAGGCGGACACCCGAGAAGCGGGGAGAACCCGGCGGCUGGCGGCGCUGGCCACCACCAUCACCACCAUGCGCACCACCAUCACCAUCCCAAGUGCCUACUCGCGGGGGACCCGCCGCCGCCUCCUGGCCUGCCCUGCUCCGCGGCUCUGCGCGGCUUCCCUCUGCUCCCCGGGCCCCCGGAAGAGGCGUCCGCCUUCAAGCACGUGGAGCGCGCCCCGCCCGCCGCCGCCGAGCUACCAGGAGCGCGUUACGCGCAGCUGCCCCCCGCAGCCGGGCUGCCCCUCGAACGCUGCUCGCUGCCACCCCUCGACGCGGGCGGCCUCAAAGGCUACCCGGGUGGCGAGUGCAGCCACCUGCCGGCCGUCAUGCCGGCCUUUACCGUCUACAACGGGGAGCUCCUGUACGGCUCACCAGCCGCCGCCGCUUAUUACCCGCUCAAACUGCACUUCGGCGGGCUGCUCAAGUAUCCGGAGUCCAUCUCUUACUUCAGCGGGCCCGCGGCGGCGGCCGCUCUGAGCCCGGCCGAGCUGGGCUCCCUGGCUAGCAUUGACCGAGAGAUCGCCAUGCACACGCAGCAGUUGUCGGAGAUGGCAGCGGGGAAAGGCCGCGGCCGCCUGGACGCGGGGACGCUGCCCCCGGCCGUCGUGGCGGCGGGCGGCGCCGGGGGAGCCGGCAGUGGGGGCGGCAGCGGCGCGGGCAAGCCCAAGACGGGUCACCUGUGCCUCUACUGCGGCAAGCUGUACUCGCGCAAGUACGGGCUCAAGAUCCACAUGCGGACGCACACGGGCUACAAGCCGCUCAAGUGCAAGGUGUGCCUGCGGCCCUUCGGCGACCCCAGCAAUCUCAACAAGCACAUCCGGCUGCACGCCGAGGGCAACACGCCCUACCGCUGCGAGUUCUGCGGCAAGGUGCUGGUACGCCGCCGGGACCUGGAGCGCCACGUCAAGUCUCGCCACCCCGGCCAGAACCUGCUCCCCAAGGCGGCCGACGGCCCGGGCGCCGAGCCUCACUACCCCCCGGAGCCGGGAGAGCCCAAGAGCGACAACGACAGUGACGUGGACGUCUGCUUCACCGACGACCAGAGCGACCCCGAGGCCGGGGGCGGUGGCGAACGCGACGAGUAA